Hypanus sabinus (Atlantic stingray) is the source of this 1807-nucleotide messenger RNA. Its product is annotated as carboxypeptidase B2-like. NCBI's taxonomy places the organism in Eukaryota, Metazoa, Chordata, Chondrichthyes, Myliobatiformes, Dasyatidae. The record is from RefSeq and is a predicted model, not a curated record. Bases 48 to 1295 code for a protein of 415 amino acids. Gene Ontology annotation, molecular function: zinc ion binding; metallocarboxypeptidase activity. The transcript has 11 exons. Gene Ontology annotation, biological process: proteolysis; fibrinolysis.
CAGGACACAAAAUCUUUCUGCAUUGUGUAUUUCCAGCGUAACCCAAGAUGGCAUAUUAUACUUCAGUUUUUAUAUGUUUGUUGUGUAUCUUUACUGAUGGAACAGUUGCAUCUUCCCCAAUAAGAGACCAGGUUUUGUAUAUCAAGCCUAAAUCAGAUGAAGAGAUUCAAGUUAUCAAACAAAUAUCCAACCAAUAUCAGACAGCUUUGUUUCAACCAAUCUCAAUGGAUGCUAUUGGGAUCAACCAAGAAAUUCACCUUUACAUCAAUGCCACUGAUAUUGAAGAGGUGAGAUCUCAUCUGGCUGCAGGAAACAUCACGUACAGUGUAAUAAUCGAGGAUGUUGAACAGCUCAUAAAAAGUCAAAAACCCUCAAGUCAUCCCCGUGCCUUCAAUUCUUACUAUGAAAAGUAUCAUCCAUUGCAAGAGAUCUAUUUAUGGAUGUCACAAAUUGUAAGAGCAUAUCCACCCCUCAUUCAAAGAAUUCUUAUUGGGCCAUCGGCUGAGAAACGACUGAUCUAUGUCUUAAAGAUUUAUAAAGGUGUUAACGCGUCAAAAGGCGCCUUUUGGAUUGACUGCGGUAUCCAUGCCCGGGAAUGGAUAUCACCCGCUUUCUGUCAGUGGUUUGCGCAAUAUCUUAUAGAUACACAGGACGUUGUGAUCAAUGGCAUUCUAAAAUCAUAUGAGAUAUACAUCCUCCCUGUAUGGAACGUUGAUGGCUACGAUUACACGUGGACAACGGAUCGUUUCUGGAGGAAGAACCGCUCCAAGAAUAAUGUGAAGGGAUGUAUAGGUACUGACCUAAACCGCAACUGGGACGCAAACUGGGGUGGACAGGGUUCAUCAAAAAACCCAUGCAGUGAAAUAUACAGUGGGCAAUACCCAGAGUCAGAACCAGAGGUGAAAGCUGUAGCUGCCUUCAUUAGACAGAGAUCUGAUCACAUCAAGAGCUAUAUCUCAAUACAUUCGUACUCUCAAAUGAUUUUGUUUCCAUAUUCCUAUAAAAGGUCCAGAUCAAAGGAUCAUACUGAAUUGUAUUACUUAACAGGGAAGGCUGCCAGUGCUCUAAUGAAACUGCAUGGGACUAGAUACACACAUGGACAGUCAGCUGAAUUGAUCUAUUUAACCAGUGGAUCUUCGGAUGACUGGGCUUACGACUUGGGCAUUAAAUAUUCGUUUACUUUUGAACUUCCUGAUACUGGAAAAUAUGGUUUCUUCCUCCCCCCUCAUCUAAUAAAACCAACUUGUGAAGAGACCAUAGUUGCUUUGAAAGUAAUCCUCCAGUAUCUUGCUUGAAAUGUUUGAACAACAUUAACUAUUUGCUCAUGAGCAUCAACAGAAAUGUCUGGUUGACUGGCUUUUAUAUGUACAACCACUGUAAUUUUACUAGUUAACUCCAGUCUAUACCAGACAAUUUUGCCAAUCUUCAAUUAAAGUAUUUUAAUUCUACAAUAUUUGAAUUUAACAAAUAUGUAAACUUAAGAGUUUAAAAUCUGAAUUAGUUAACUUUGAAUUAAAAGUGUACACUAAGGAAUAUAUGUUAGAGUGAUUUUUGGGUUUAGGUCAUUUACAUUUAGCCAAUGGCUUUGGCUACCAGUCUUCUGUUCCUCGACAAUGUAUCGUGGAUUUAGUUUGCAUUCCUAAAAGCCGUGAAUCCCAGUCCAGACGAUGCUGGCGUCUGUGGUAUGGAUGCAAAUCAGGUGGUGUGAAAUUUGUAUGUAGUUUCAAAAGAAAGCAUUGUCUAUACUUUGUAAAUAUGGAAUUGUCCUUUGAAGUUUGGCACCUAAAAUAUUGAGCCUCACUUUGGG